AUGGUCGGCAAGUAUCCCUGCAAAUCUUCAAGACUGUCACAAGAGGUUGGGCUCAAGAAAGGUCAAUUUGUAGAGACGUAUCGCGGCGAGAUUAUCACCACUGAGCAAGCCGACAACCGCGGGCUUGCACAUGCCGACGACGAGAACUUCCUUUUCGACUUUGACAAAUUCGCGGACACCCCAGCGUUCGACCCGUCGCGUGACUACACUUGUGAUGGAAGGCACAUGGGAUCUCCAGCCCGAUUCAUCAAUCACUCGUGCGAACCCAACUUGCGCCUUUUUACGGUGUCCUUUAAUCACAACGACAGAAACAUCUACGAGUUGGCCUUUUUCGCACUGCAUGCCAUUCCAGCAGGCGAAGAGCUGACUUUCGACUAUUAUGACAAUGGCGAGGAAGAAGAGAUCUCUGACUCUAAGGCCAAGGAGUUUGAAGAGCAGAAAGGGUAUAAGCCCACCAAAUGUCUUUGUGGGAGCGUUGACUGCCGUCGAUAUUUUCUGCACUGA
Molecule: messenger RNA, 504 nt
Organism: Bacidia gigantensis
Lineage: Eukaryota; Fungi; Ascomycota; Lecanoromycetes; Lecanorales; Ramalinaceae
Exons: 2
Coding region: 1-504 (167 amino acids)
Molecular function (GO): protein binding
Source: RefSeq, a predicted model, not a curated record